GGAGACCCCGCCGGAGAGCCUGCUACUGGUGACACUGCUGGUGACCCAGCUGGUGGCCGGGACCCGCUGCUGUUCCUGCAAACUCUGCAGACGCUGUGGUCCACUCGGGAGCUGGGACAGGUGAGUACUCGGGGUGUGGGCACCGGGCCGCCAGCCUCGGCAGGCUGCCGUGUCCAAAUGUUCUGGGGGGUGCAUGGGAUUGGAGCCGUGGGACAAGGCCUGCUGGACGCUCAGAGCAGGCAGGGAGGGCCUGUGCCCACCACCAGCUUCCGGGCAGUGCGGGGCACCUGCCGGGCCUCGCCCGCUGCCCCCUCUCCCAGAGGGGCAGCAGGACAGCCCGCCUGGACAGCGGGGGGGAUGCGUGUGGUCCGGCGGGAGGAGCUCUGGCGGGGAGGCUGCCAGGGUCUUCCACGGCCACUUGGGGGUCCUGCAGUGGCAGCUGCCACUGCCCAGACAGUGUCCCGCCGUGACCUGUGCCAGGAGGACAACUCUGCCUCGUGGCCCCCGGGGGUGGUGCAGUUACUGGCCCUCGGCCGCUCCUUCUCUGCACUUUGCUCCCUUGAGGCAUCGAAAGGGCGAGGGAGGCUGCCCUGGCUCCUGGGGAGGACGGGCCCACGCGUGGCUGGAGGGAGAGGGCCACAUCCUCUAGUGCCAGCCUGGCCUCCAGCUGCCCGCCGAGGGUGGGCAGGGCACCCAGACCUGGGGCAGGCUGGUCGGGCAGGCGUCCGGAGCAGGUAAACUCCAGGCUUCCACAGCGCUUCGUGGUGGAGGAGGGCCAGCAGCCGGCCUCCUCUCUGGACAGGCCUGGGCUCCCCGCACGGCUGGGCAGAUAACGGCCCAUCCACUGCCUGCGCUUAGGCCUGAAAGCAGCCAUCUCUAGCCAUCAGCUGGAGAAUCCAGAGUUUUUGCAAAAGCCAAACGUUUUUUGAUUUUCCAGUUUCGUGCCCUGUGGCUUGAGGGUGAGACUCAGGCAACAGGGCUGUGGUGCUGUCCAGCCUUCCAGUUGGGAGCGGGCUCAUUGCGAGGUGGUAUCCUCUGCCCUGGUGUCACGGUGAGCCGGCUUUUGAGCUCGGCUCGACCCUCCAUCCCUGUUCACUGAAGGCAGGAGCCAGAGGCCUACAGAGCCUGAGGAUGAGCCGGGCGCUGCCCCGGGGGCGGCGGGGCGCGGGUGGGGGGCCUGCAAAUGAAGCCUGGGGGCUGUCUCCCUAAUGGUUGUUCCUGGGCAGAGUGUCUGUCUCUGGAUUUAUUUCUCUGGGAAGCGUCCGCUUCCUCCACGUCACCACGGUUUCGGCCGGAGGUCCCUCCCGGUUCCUGACCCCCACGUCUCCCGGCAGCGCUGCCCCUCCCCCGGCCUUGUGCCUCUUUCCCGGGGCUGAUCUCAGCCUUCAGGUAGCCGGACGCCCAAGGCAUCGGUUUCCAGGAGUCUUGGUUUCCGAUGCUGCAUUUAACGCCGCACCUUCCCCCCGAGUUCUGUUCGUCACCAGUUUGAUGUGUAGGGGUCCAUCGUCCUUCCUGUUUUCUGAUUUUCGCUGUGUCUCCUUCGACUAACCUGUUGUUCAUUUCCAGAGAAACACAGGGCUGUGUCUUGAUGUCGGUUAGCUGUUUGUUUCUGGCUGUGAAGGAGCCCGGUCCAUCUGUUUUGGUUUUUGCACAGGACAGGCUUGUUUUGUGGUUAGUUAUAUAAACACUCUGAGUUCCCUACUUGGCGAAAGCUCCCGCCUGGAGGGGACGCACGUUUGCUCACCAGAGCUUGUCCCGGGUUCCUGUGAGCAGCCGGCACCACGCUGUGCAGUGUCCAAGCUCGGACGUGUGUGAUAACCAAGGGGCCAGCAGCUGGAGAUGCGGUGGCUCAAGCCCUGAGGACGAGGGUGCAGAUGAGCCAGAGUGUCCUGGGGGCCAAGAGAGCAGCAGAGGGACCCAGGGGGCGGCCGCAUGAGAGCAGCUGGAGCCCAGCAGAGCACGUGGAGUUUUCAGGGACCGGACAGGACAGGGAAUCUGGAGAUGAAGGGGAGGCCAGAGGGCAGGAGGGAAGGAGAGAGGAGGUCAGCCAGGGUCUCAGAGCCAGGGGUCCGGAGGAUCGUCGACAUGGACGCUGAGCCCACCACGCCAAGGGCAGGGGUAGCACGGGAGGGCGACACGGGGCCAGACGUAAACCCCUGGGGCCCAACCCUGGUGCGUGAGUUCCACCCCAGGGCUGCAGCUACCGCUCAGGGCCACUUGCGUCUUAUUCUUUACUUAUUUAUUGAUUAUUGUUUUCUUUUAUAAUUCUAGACAUAUUUGUAUUCUAUUUUCAUCCCCAAACCGAUAUCUUACUGUUCUUUACUCUUAGAGCUUUGAUCACCCUGCUUGCGGUCACCACUCAUGGUGAAUUGUUCCUUGUGUGUCCUGUUGUUUUUCAUUGUGAGCUCACCUUAGUGCAGCUUUUUCCCUCUGGUGGCUGAGGGCCAGGUCCCCAGGGCCGUCCCCAGGACCAACCUCCUGAGCACACGUGGAAAUAAAUCCAAAUCCAAAGGCCAGAGCUGGGUCCUUCUAGACCUUUCCUUUUCCCAAGCAAGGGGUGUGGUGCUGAUGGAGACCCCGCCCCCUCCUCGGGCAAUGCUGGACGGUGGCCCCCAGGCUCUGUGGGAACCGCAGCCCCCUGCUGGUGCCCUUCAGACCCCUGAGAGGUGUGUGUGGCCUUGCCUAUCCAUCCUGGAGGGUGACAGCUGUCCUCAGGGUCUGUUUGAGGCCAUCUCAGGUCCACCCUGGGCCGGACCCCAGCAGGUCCUCGGUCAAGGGAGCUGCAGUGACCUGAACCACUGGAGCGGGCAGGGCGUGGCGGGCUGGCCGUGCACAGGGCCCUGCUGGUCACGCAGAGGAUGCCCAGCUGCUCUAGAGACGGUGCUCCGGGAGGAAGCCCAGAGGGGAUUCGCCACCCUGGAGGACCCGCUCGCCGCCCUCCUGGACAUGCUGGACAGCAGCCGGGGCUGGCGGGGGAAGGGCCCCUCCCUGGAGGCCUGGGUCGCCCGUGAGCUGAAGCGCUGCUUGCAGGCACAGCUGUGCCCGGGGCCGGCCCGGGGCAGCCCAGGGCUGAAGCAGCUGCAGGCCCGUGCGGUCAAGCUCCUUGCCGAGAGCCCCCCCGGCCUCGUGGAGCCGCUGGUCAGCAUCUUCCAGCUGCAGGAUGCAGACCGGAGCCCCCUUCUGGCUCACGUCCACCGGCUGCACCAGGAGGGCAAGUUCAAAGAAGCCAUCGUGCUGGGCGCAAAGCUGCGGCUGCAGGCAGAUCUUGAUGUUGAGAAGAUGUGCAUCCCCCUGCUCCUCCAGGACAAGGCAGACCUUGUGGAACGCUACGUGGAUGGCUUUCCCGACCUCCAGCGGAGGCUGCUGGCCCUCAUGGACUCCUGGUGCCAGCCCGGCUUUGACAUCAGAGUCGUCGCCAGAAGGUACCCGCAGACGACCUUGAGGCUGGAGAGGCUGAGCCCCAGAGCGCUGGGUCGGCAGGUCCUGCGGCUGCUGGAGCAGCAUGGCCUGGACCCUGACCUGUGUCCCAACGUCGUUAACCAGCAGCGCCUGGCCGCCCUGCGGUAUCUGUGCUACAAGCGGCUGGUAGAGAGAAGCGUAUCUCGGGAGAGCUGGGCCGAGCAUGUGCAGGGCCUGGCCGGGCAGGACCAGUGGCUACAGGAGCAGCUGCUGCAGCUGCUGGCAUCUCACGACGACGCGGCCCUGGUCGCCCAGUGUGCCCUGGACCUCCUGCUGCCCGAGGAGCGACUCCCGGCCUCGGUGGCCGCAGAGCUCCGCCAACUCAGGAUUCAGGAGAGGACAGCUGAGGCCCCUCUGGAGGACGGGAAGGACGAUUACUACCAGCUGCCCAUCCCCAGGGAGCACCUCCACUUCCUGGCCUCGUGGGAGGACCUGGCCAGGCACCAGGAGGAGCUCCUGCAGCCCGGCCAGGUGGUCGGCAUGGACCUGGAGUGGAGGCCCUCGUUCGGAGCCGGGGGCCGGCCCCGGGCGUCGCUCAUGCAGGUGGCCGUGGAGGGCCGCGUGUUCCUGCUGGACCUGCCCCGGCUCUCAAGUCCAGCAGGAGGGCAGGCGCCCCAGGCCUUCUUCCGGCUGGUGUCCCGGCUGCUCACGGACCCCUCCAUCACCAAGCUGGGUUAUGGGUUGGCGGGGGACCUGCGGAGCUUGGGUGCCUCCUGCCCGGCCCUGGCCCAGGCCGAGAAGCAGCUGCGGGGCAGCGUGGACCUGCUGCAGGUGCACAGGCAGAUGCGGGCAGCAGACAGGCCAGCCCCAGGUGUGGAUGGGGCCGCAGGGCCACGGGGCCUCAGCCUCCUGGUGCAGCAGGUGCUGGGCAAGCCCCUGGACAAGAUGCAGCAGCUUUCCAACUGGGACCGGCGGCCGCUGUGUGAGGGGCAGCUGGUCUACGCAGCCGCUGAUGCCUACUGCCUGCUGGAGGUGUACUGGGCUCUGUGCAGAGAGCCUGCGCGCUUCCACCUGUCGGGGGACCUGGCCAGGAGCCUGAGGCUGGGACGCGGUGAGAGAGCGGGGCCUGGGGAGCUGCCGCCCCUUCAGAAGGCCUUGACCUCGCCCCAGCAGGUGCCCGCGGGUGAGGACGCGGCCCCUGAGGUCCCGGCCAGGGCCUUCCGCGUGGUGUGUGACAGCAUGCUGCAGGGGCUGGCGCGGAGACUCCGCUGUCUGGGCAUCGAUGUGCUGGUGCUGGCCACGGGCGAGGACCACCGCAGGGCCGCCGAGGUGCUUUCCGUAAGCUGGUUCUGCUUUCUGUCCUUCCCUGAUGGUGUGCUGAGUCCUUCCAGCGAAUCCCCGGACCUGUGGAUGGUGUGGGGACCCUGCUGCCGCUCCGUCCUCCUCCCUCUGGCCUCAGUUCAUCUUGGCAUCUGCAGGGGGAGCCCCACCUCGCUCUCCCUCCGCCUCCACCUUCCCGUGGUGGUCUGGAAACAGCCCCUCCGUGGGCUUUGCUUGGAUCUCGUUGACACUGUGAGCCAGGGUGGGGACAGUGACAUGUCAUCACGUCGAGUCCUCUGUGCGUGAGUGUUGGUCUCGCUCUUCUGCGAGGGUUCCACGCACGUUUUGUAAGCUCUCCACGAAGCCCUGCCACGUCUGUGAGGUUUCACCCCAGGAACCUUCUGCUUUGUUGCCACGACGCGCAGUGCUGCUUGCUUUUCUGCGGAUACACAGAACUGCAGUGGACCUUUAGUUCUUAGUUGGCUGAGCGUUGAUCCUACAUCUGGAAACCUUGCAAAAGUCUCCUAAAUUCUACUGAAUUGACUCAGUUCUUGGGGUUCUCUUUGUGGACAUAUCUUCUGCAAACAGGUUGGUUUCAUUCCUUCCUCUCCAGUCUGUGUGGGUCUCUUUCUUUCCCUUAUCCUGUCCCAGUGGUCGAGGCCUCCAAGGUGCAGUUGACUAGGUGGUGACCGUGGCCGUCUGUCUCAGUUCUGACUUGACAGGGAAUGUUCCUCCGUGAACCACGGUGGUUGCCAGGCCCCCACACCAGGCUGGGGAGGCUCCCCGGGUGCCAUAUCCGCGGCACAUUUCAUCAUGAAAGAAGCUGAAUCCUACCUGAUGCUUUCUCUGCAGCCAUUGAGAGCAUCCCUGUGACCUGUGCACGUGACGAACCUUUUCAGUCUGGACCCAGCCUAGCCAGCAUGUCACGCUGCUGGGUCUGCCUCCAGGACCGUGUCUGACACAGAACUUCUCUUCCUCACCAUCUUCUCUUCCACCUCAUAAACAAGCUGGGAGUUUUUCCUCCUCUCUGCUUUCUGCUGCUUUGAGUAACAUGUAGAUUAUCCUCUCAAACAUUGGCCAACUUCCUGCAAGGCCUCCUCAGCCUGGUGUUUCAGGGGGGAGGCGUUUCCAGGAGUCUCUGAUUCUUUCUUAUUUAAUAAUUUUAGGACUACUUAGUUGUCUGCAUCUUCUUGAGUCACUUGGUAGUCCGUACCUCUUUCUGGAUGUGCCCAUUUCACAGAGUGUUUCACAUACGUGGUGGUGUCCGGCUCCUCUGUGAAAGCUCCGUGGUACCUGCAGGUGGUCAGCUUCAUUCUGAUUGCUGCUCACUCGUGCUCCCCCUCUUUCCUGAUCACACAGAGGUUUGUCAAUUUACUAAGUCUUUUCAAAUAACUAGUAUUUGGCUUUGUUGAUCCUUUCUAUUUCAUUCUUGUGUUUUUUGUCUCAUUAAUUUCUCUUCUUAUCUUUACAGUUUCCUUCCUUUUGCUUGCUUGGGGUUAUUUCCAAGCGGAGUGUUUAGCUCUUUAAUUUUCAGCCUUUUAAAUUUUAUGAUGUAAACAUUCAAGGCAAUAAAUUUUUCUUGAAGUACGUUUUCGCUGCAUUCCAUCCGUUUUGAUAUGUAGUAUUUUCAUUACUUUUUAGUUCUAAUAAUUUUUGAGCGUCUGUUAUAAUUACUUAUUUGACUUGAGUUCUUUGAAAGGCUGUUUUUCAGUUUCAGAAAGCUUGGGGUUUGGGAGCUUUUUAGUUAUCUUUUAAAAAUCAAUUUCUAACCUAUUUGAAUUGUAGUCUGUAUACUGCUGAUUUAGAUAUCUGUGAAGACUUGCUUCGUAGUCAAGCAGACGAUCCUUUUUAUAAAUGUUCCAUGUGGACUUUAAAAGGCCACAGUCUCCUCCAGCCAUGUUCAUUUCCCUCUCUUGCUCUCACACGCUCAAUAGGUCAAGCUUACUUAAUGUUUGCUCAAGUCUUGUGUAUCUUGUUUGGUUGUUUUUCUGCCUGCUUCUAUCAAAGACCUCGACAGUGGGUUCACCAAGUUCUCCUUGUAGUCAUGUCAGUAUCUGCUUAAUAUGUUUUAAAGUUGUUAUUAGGUGCACAUGCAUACAACUUUUAGAAUUCUUAUAUCUUCCUGUUGAGUGAAAUCUUUUACAAUUAUGAGGUGAACCUCUUUGGCUCUAGUACUGCUCUUUGCAGUAAAGUCUAUUUGAACUAAUAUUAAUACCAUUUCUCCAGCAUUCUUUGGUUAGUAUUUGUAUAUCCUUUUCUCACCCUUUUGCUUUCAACCUUUCUUUGCUCUUAUUAGGUGUAUUACUGUACUUAAAAACUGCUUCUAGAUGGAUUUUUAAAAAUCUAGUCUGACAGUCUUUGCUUUUCAACCAAUUUAAUCCAAACCAAGUUUAAUCCAUUUACAUUUAUUGUAAUUACUGAUAUAAUCUGUGUUUAGUUGUACUAUAUAACUUGUGCUUUCUAUUUCUCCUACUUCUUCUGAUCUUUUUUCCCUUUAUUUCUUAUAUUUUUUGUCUUUUUCAUCCUUGUUUCUAUUUUUUUCCUCUAUUAGUUUGAAAGUUAUAAAUUCUAUUUCUGUUCUUUUAGUGAUUGGCCUAGAAAUUUUAACAUUUAUUUCUGAGUUGACAAUGUCUAAAGUUAAAAUUAAUCCAGGGAUUUUAGGUCAAUUUAGCUUUCUUGCCUGCUUUCCAUUUUACCUGCUAUUAUUUUCCAGUAUUUUUAACACAUUGUGGUUUUACUUAGUUCUAAAAAUUAGACAUCAUUAAAUCUGUUUUAUGUAUUCUGUCCCUUUUCGAGUUUAUGAUGUAUGGACAGCCACAUGCACUCCAAGAAAAAGCAGGCUCUUUUUCACUAAAAGAACUUCCUUUGCUAUGACCUUUCAUUGGGGCCAUUUUUCCCUGAAAACUCUGUUUCCUCUCUCUUCUGAAAAAGAAUGUUGCGGGGUUUAUAGCUAUAGCUUGACAGAACUCCGAUAAGAGUCCACUGUCUCUUGCACCUGUCAUUGCUGUUGGGACGUCUGCCUUCCGUUCUUGUCACUCCUGGUUUUACUCUCGACUGCCCUUUUGUUUGGGUCUUUCCUCAUAUUUACUUCAGUUGUGUGUGUUUGUUUUUAAUUUUUUAUUAAUCACAUAGAUAUAUAUUUGUUACCACUACGAAGUAACCACUUGCUUUUGCUUUUUUUUUAAUUGUAAAAUAUACAUAACAUAAAAUUGAUCAUUUUAACCAUAUUUAAGUGUACAAUUCAGUGGCAUUAAGUGCAUUCACAAUGUGUGCAACCAUCACCACUGUCUAUAUCCAGAACUUUUUCAUCAUCUCAAACAAAAACUCUAUAUGCAUUAAGCAAUCAUUCUCCUUUUCCCCCUCCCACAGCCCCUGGUAACUACUGUUUUACUUUCUGUCUCUAUGAAUUUGACUCCUCUAGGGACCUCAUGUAAGUGGAAUCACAUAAUGUUUGUCCUUUUGUGUCUGGCUUAUUUCAGUGAGCAUACUGUUCUCAAAGUCCAUCCAUGCUGUAGUACAUGUCAGCAUUUACUUCCUUUUUGAAGCUGAAUAAAUUCCAUUGUACAUUGGGUGUAUGUAUGUGUGCGCGUGUAUUUGUUUUUGUCAUCUGAUGGUGGACACUUGGGUUGUUUCCACCUUUUUGGCUAUUGUGAAUAGUGCUACUACUAUGUACCUUGAGGUACAAGCAUCUGUUCAGGUUUCUGCUUUCAGUUCCUUUGGAUCUAUACCCAGAAGUGGAAUUGCUGGAUCAUAUGGUAAUUCUGUGUUUAAUUUUUUGAGAAACUGCAACACUGUUUCACACAGCAGCCAUAUCAUUUUACAUUCCCACCAGCAUCUCAUGAGAGCUCCCAAUCACUGUACAUCCUCAUCAACACUUACUUUCCUUUAUAAAAAUAAAAUAAAAGCGAUCCUAAUGGGUGUGAA
Delphinapterus leucas (beluga whale) is the source of this 8643-nucleotide messenger RNA. Lineage: Eukaryota; Metazoa; Chordata; Mammalia; Artiodactyla; Monodontidae. The record is from RefSeq and is a predicted model, not a curated record.